CGGCCCGAGCGGCGUGUCCCGAGCGGGCUUCCGUCGGGCUCCGAACCGGGCCCGGGAAAAGCAGGGGCUGGUGCCUGGACCCGCAGCAGGAUGUGCUCCCUGGCGCUGUUCCCGCCCCCGCCUGCCCCCGGAGAUGUCACCUUGUACGAGUUUAACAACGCGCUGGUCUCCGGCCACAUCUACGAGAAGCUCCCGCUCGCUGUCCAAGACCAGUUGGCUGAUCUGCCUGUCCUAACCAUCCCCAAGGAAACUCUGAAAGCUCACACCCGGCUGGAGCAUAGCACAAAACCCGCCUUCAUCCACCAUCAGGAGACCCUCUGGAAGAGAUGUCUCAAUGCCUGGCGCGAUGUGGGAAUGUGUGGGGUGCUUAACGAGAUAGCAAAUGCAGAGGAGGCAGAUCUCCAGUGGAUGAAAACAGGAUCACGCUGGGCUUUGGCUCUGUGCCACUGGGUCUCCUCUCUCCACGGCUCCCUGUUUCCCCAUUUGUCACUGUGCAGUGAAGACAUGAUUGCGGAGUUCUCCCAGGCGGUGGACUGGGCUGGCUGCUCCAUCCGGGCUUUUGCCUGGCACCCUCACACCAGCAAGUUUGCGGUGGCCCUUUUGGAUGACUCCAUCCGAGUUUACAACACAAACAGCGCAACGGUCCCCAUCCUGAAACACCGUUUGCAGAGGAAUGUGGCCUCGAUGGCGUGGAAACCACUCUGUGCAUCCAUCCUCGCCGUGGCAUGCCAGAGCUGUGUCUUGCUUUGGCACUUGGAUCCUACUUCCCUUUCCACCAGGCCUUCGUCUGGCUGCGCCCAGGUACUUGCCUACCCCGGUCACAGUCCCGUCACCAGCUUGGCAUGGGCCCCCAGUGGAGAGAUGCUGCUCUCGGCCUCGCCUGUUGAUACUGCCAUGCUUGUGUGGGAUGUGUCCACGGAAAACUGUGUCCCGCUGCAGUGGUUUGGAGGGGGUGGAGUCACUUACCUUGCUUGGUCACCUGAUGGCAGCAAGGUGCUAGCAGCCACACCCUCAGCAGUGUUCAGGGUUUGGGAAGCUCAAAUGUGGACGUGUGAGAGGUGGCCCACCAUCAAGGGGCGCUGCCAGACAGGGUGCUGGAGCCCGGACGGCAGCCGAUUGCUCUUUACGGUCCUGGGGGAGUCGGUCAUUUACUCCUUGUCCUUCUCUGAGUACAGUGGAGAGAUGCAAGGGCAAGUAGGAGGAUCAAAAACAGCUUCUAUUGUGGCAGACCUGUCAGAGACCACCUUUGAAACGCUGUAUGGGGAGGAGAGGAUCGGAGGGGAAGUGCACUCCAUAGUCUGGGACCCCAGCGGCGAGAGGCUUGCGGCUCUCAUCAGAGGGAAUCCCGAAACCCCUGAAAGCAGGACGAUCAUUGCUGUGUUUCGUACCCGCAAUAGCCCCGUGUUCGAACUCCUGCCAUGUGGCUUCUUGCAGGGGGAGCCAGGGGCUGAGCCGCAGUUGAUCGCUUUCCAUCCCUGCUUUAAGAAAGGGGCCCUCUUGACUGUGUGCUGGUCUACAGGGAAGAUCAGCCACAUCCCGUUUUACUUCGUGAGCGCCCAGUUCCCCUGCUUUAGCCCCAGCCACAGUCCUGUUGUGGCCCUGAGCAGCAGCAGCGCCAGCGUGCGGGAGCAGCCCUUGUUUUCGGAGCUGUGAAGAGCGGAGGAGGGGACCCUUGGGCUGGGCUCCAUUUGAACCCUGCUGGGCCUUUCCUUGUCAUGCUACCUGUGCUGUUUAAGGAGUUUCCUUUCAUCCCGCUGCUGGGUAACCACGGUGCUCGCGCCCUUUAAAGGUUACUCCACCCCAACACAUCCACUGGGAUCAGCUAUUGGGGCAGCGUAUGCUGGGCACUGAUGGAUUGUAUCAUUUGUCAAGAGAGCGCCGAGUCUGGAAGGGGAGCAGUUUUGUUUGCAGUAUAAGGAGCCAGCCCAGGGCACGAGGCCCUGCUUUGUAAAGCACCUGGUGCUGUCCGGAUUAAAGAUCACACUUCCAUUCUGGCUCCCGUUCUCGUGCACCUCCCAGUGUGACCUGAAUGGCACUUGCUCUGCAUCCACAGCAGGUCAAGGGCUGCACUUUGGUGUUUGCAGUGGGGUGGCUCAGAGCCCCAGAGCUGUUUAAUCCCAGGAGCUGCUCCAGGCAGGUUUCCACGUGCCUUUCAUCUGCAGCCACCUGGCCUCAGUACUGCACUUGGUCACAAAUGGGGCAAGUGUUUACAGCUUGAGUCUGUUCUGCUGCGUGGGUGCAGGCAUGACAAUUGGGCAAGGGGUCAGGCCUGCUUGGAGCUAGGGGGCCUGUUCCUAUUAGGCACUGCUGGAGGGCUUUACAAACAAGUGACAUCUCUGCACCAGGUCAGUAUUCUCCCUGUUGGGCUAAACGAAGCACAGUGUGUGGCUCUCCAGUCCCCUCUAGUUUCUGGAUUACAUAGGGGCGUCUGUCACAGCCUGAGUGCACUUGGGUCUUUCUGUACAGACAGUGAAGGCUGCCGGUUUGGCAUCUAAAAGAUCCUGGGUUAAAUCCCUCACACUGACAGUUCUCCCAUAGGUGACAUGUUACUUAGAGGUGGGCAAGUGUUGAUGUGGAACCUAAGAGUCCUCCCCAUGUGACAUUACUUCCUUUCUGUAUGUUGGAUUUGGAUGCCCUGUUCCUGUUAAUGGGAAUCUGCUAGGCAGCUCUGAAACAUCUCAGUCCAUUGUACAUACCAGAGCUCUUUCCAUGAGAUCAGAGAGAAUUGUCAGCCCCCAAACCAGAGUCUCGCAUGCCCAGGGCUAGUUCAUAGGGGGAGAGGUGGUGUGGAGAGAGAAUUCUGAAAUUAAAAGAAUUCAAGUUUGGUUAAGAAAAUGACAUUUGUUUUAUAAUUCGUAGCUAGCAGGGAGAAGGCCCCAAUCAGCAAGUCGAAGAAGGCUGUGAGAAUAAUUAGUAUUACUUGUAGUGUGGGAAGGAUGUGUGGUUCCAAAAGUAACUAAUGAAAUAAAGAGCUGCAGUAACGAGACAAAAACUAUCUUAAAAGAAACCAGUGCAAACCUCACGUUCUGCUGGUAAGCGAGGAGGGGAGAGGAGCUAACAAGGGAAGAAGUUGAAGGGAGGAAAGUACCAAGAAUAAAUUGCUUCAAACUCCAUUUUUGCUAAAGCUAGUAAGUUAGCAGCCGGGUAUAAAGAGGGUAUGAAGGUUCUUUGUCAGACCCAGCCUGAUCACGCUGAAGCACACCAAGGUGAGAUGGUUUUCCCUAAGUCUGGCCCUUUCUUAAGUAUACUAAUCACAUGCUUCUGAAUACUUUGUUCCUGUAUUGUGUCGGGAUUGCUUGUUUUGUUUUUCGACUGUUGAGCAUGUUUAGAGCCAUUGUAUAAAAUACCAUUUGGCCUUUGGAAUUAAUAAAGGAAUUUAUGGUUGAA
This is a messenger RNA of Chelonoidis abingdonii (Abingdon island giant tortoise), 3387 nucleotides long. It is a transcript of the gene AAAS, whose product is annotated as aladin WD repeat nucleoporin. The record is from RefSeq and is a predicted model, not a curated record. Gene Ontology annotation, biological process: nucleocytoplasmic transport. Gene Ontology annotation, cellular component: nuclear pore. Gene Ontology annotation, molecular function: protein binding. Lineage: Eukaryota; Metazoa; Chordata; Testudines; Testudinidae.